GGGACUGUGCUGCGGUCCGUCUCUCUGUGCAUGCCGGUUGGUAGAGGGUGUCCGGACUGGAGUAGAGUGAACUCCGCGCUUUAUUUAAUAUCAAAUCACAAUAGAAAAUGUAUUACAAAUUCAGCGGGUUCUCCCAGAGACUCGCCGGAUCUGCGCCGGCCCCCGCCUACUGCCCUCAGGGGCUGAGACUGGGUGUGCCUUCACAGCCGCAGCCCAUGAUCUUCGCCACCCCGACUAAAGUGGCAUCCCAUUCAGGAGAGGCGGUGCAGUACCUGGGGGCCAACAGAGUCCCCGACCUGCAGAGGCUCUUUCAGAGGUCUGAUGGAGUCCCUGUCCACCUGAAGCGGGGUGUUCCUGACAAGCUGCUGUACAGGACCACCAUGGCACUGACGAUAGGAGGGACCCUCUAUUGCCUGGUAGCACUGUAUAUGGCCUCCCAGCCCAGGAAACGCUGAUCGGCAGCUUCCAACAGGCUCAUUGUUUGUUAUCAUAUAUUAUCUAAAAAAACUUAAACAAUCGUCAACUCAACAGCCUCAUGUAAAAAAUGAUCCAGCUAUGAUGUAUACUACUAUUUCAUUUCUAAUUGUACUUCCAUUUACAAGACUGGUUUCGGGUCUCAUCCAAUAAGGGUAUUUUUGUUUUAAGGGACUGGCUUAACUUACUGCAGCAUCAACUGAGCAGGCAUAGAAAAAUACAUUGUUUGUAUGCUAAUAGACCAGGGGUGUGCAAACCCCCCAUCCUUCCAAGGAUGCAUAAUGAGGUAACGCAAAAAAGCAAUGACACAUUUUAUUAGGAUUGCACGAUUUAAAACUUUAAUUUACUCAAAAAUCAAAAACUCCCACGCAGCUCUGCCAUGCAUUUUGCAAUGCAACUUGCAGUAUGCAGGUUUCUGUGAACACAUUUAGCUGGAUGUUUUAAGCAGGGAGGACAGAUUCAAGGUAACCCUGCUAAUCCCCAUUGGAUGGAAGUGCUGUGAUUUUAUUGGGUGGGUUUGUCUGCUUUUGUGACAAUGGGGGAAAAAAAAAUAUAUAGCUAGCAUUAUUAAUGUAUAAAACAGACCCGCAACAGGAAUUACAGAUAUCAGAAUGGUGUAACUCUCAGAGGUAUUGCAAUUGUCACAAUGUUUGAGACACCGCGCUGCUGGUUGCAAUGUGUCACAUUUGUUGCACAUGCUGGGAUGCAUCUAUUGUCCAUGUACUUUUGGGAAAUAGAAAGAUAUUUUAUUUGUAAAGUACAUUUGUCUUGCUCUUUAAUUUUAAAUGCAGCAAUAAAAAGUAUAGCAUUUA
Messenger RNA from Polyodon spathula (Mississippi paddlefish), 1286 nucleotides. Its product is annotated as cytochrome c oxidase subunit 7A-related protein, mitochondrial-like. Gene Ontology annotation, biological process: mitochondrial electron transport, cytochrome c to oxygen; mitochondrial respirasome assembly; regulation of oxidative phosphorylation. NCBI's taxonomy places the organism in Eukaryota, Metazoa, Chordata, Actinopteri, Acipenseriformes, Polyodontidae. The record is from RefSeq and is a predicted model, not a curated record. The transcript is spliced from 3 exons. Bases 108 to 455 code for a protein of 115 amino acids.